Messenger RNA from Caenorhabditis briggsae, 1023 nucleotides. Lineage: Eukaryota; Metazoa; Nematoda; Chromadorea; Rhabditida; Rhabditidae. The record is from RefSeq and is a predicted model, not a curated record. Bases 1 to 1023 code for a protein of 340 amino acids. The transcript has 7 exons.
AUGCUCAAACUUUUAGUAUCACUUGUUCUCCUUUCAGCAGUUUCUGCAGAUGGGACCACCUGCAAAACUGGAAACAUCGUGAACCGGCGGGUAAACGGAGCCGCUUACUAUUUUCCUGCCACGUGGAAUGAGACCCUCCCAGCACCAAAGUUAGCCAAAGAGCAGUCUUGCAGUUGGACAAUUACUAUUCCAUCGGGAUACUAUGUGAAAGUGAUUAUCGAUGGAAAGACAACUGAUGAGGAUUCAAGAUUCCAAAUGAUUGAUUCUGUUGGGCAUUUUAUACAAACAACUCAUGAGAAGAAAAACCCAUAUUUCUUCCCACCUACCAAACUCACUUUGGCUGUUUCUAACUACGCUGAAGCGACAUUCGGUUUCAGAAUUGAGUGGGCUCAAUUACCUGCUGGACCUUUUGCAAUUCACGGAAUCGGUGACGUUGGUAACGUGAUCAAUGCCACUAACUCGAUCUACAACGAAUUCUACGGUUCAACGGAAGGAAUUUCUCUUCUAGUUUUCCCAGAAGAUCGUAAGAACUACUACUCGCUUAGAAGCACUCUUGUGUUUGAGUCAGCUAACACAGGUCUCGGAAACUACAUUGACAACCUCUACGAAAUGUAUCGCACCGGAAAUCAGUUUUUGUCUCAAUCUACAGGAAUCGUACUUGUCAACGUUGAAGACAGUGGGAAAACUGACCUUUUGCUAGUUCAAUCUGAACAGGAUGUCAAGAAUUUCACCUAUGUAGAAUUGGUCACUGUAGCCAACACAACCUACAAUGCUACUGUAAAUAGUCAUCAUGAACUCUCGGUUCUAGUUUCAGCUACCCACAUCAAUCAAACCAUGAUCAAUGUUGAGAUUGGAGAUACGGACGUUGUAACACAGUACUGGGGAACACCAACCCCAUUCUUUUUUGACAAAAACUAUACAGGAGCCGAAUUGAAAGCAGCACUUCCAAUCUUCUAUCCAGGAUACGGUAUUAUUCAAUGGGUGCUUCACAGUGGAAGAGCCGUGUUUACUUUCCAAGCAUAA